Molecule: messenger RNA, 2334 nt
Organism: Fusarium pseudograminearum CS3096
Lineage: Eukaryota; Fungi; Ascomycota; Sordariomycetes; Hypocreales; Nectriaceae
Exons: 5
Coding region: 1-2334 (777 amino acids)
Biological process (GO): cellular response to hydrogen peroxide; hydrogen peroxide catabolic process
Cellular component (GO): cytosol
Molecular function (GO): catalase activity; heme binding
Source: RefSeq, a predicted model, not a curated record
AUGCACGCCAAAACUUUCUUGCUGGCCGCUGGCCUGGCGCAACUUGCGUCUGCCGACUGCCCCUUCGCCGCCAAGCGUGAUACCCAGCAGAACUUGUUGCCCCCAAGGGAAAUCGCCGAAGACUUUGGACGAUGCCGCAUUGCCAGUAACCAGGCUGGUGGCGGCACACGAAGCUCGGACUUUUGGCCUUGCCAGCUACGACUCGAUGUUCUACGACAGUUCUCGCCACAGUUCAACCCACUAGGCGAGGAUUUCGACUACGCCGAAGCUUUCAAGUCUCUGGACUUCGAGGCUCUCAAGAAGGACAUCCACGCUCUUCUCACUGAGUCUCAGGACUGGUGGCCCGCUGACUUCGGUAACUACGGAGGUCUCUUCAUCCGUAUGGCCUGGCACAGCGCUGGUACUUACCGUGCCAUGGACGGCCGCGGUGGUGGCGGAAUGGGUCAACAGCGAUUCGCUCCCCUCAACAGCUGGCCCGAUAACCAGAACCUUGACAAGGCCCGUCGUCUGAUCUGGCCUAUCAAGCAGAAGUACGGCAACAAGAUCUCUUGGGCUGAUCUUAUGCUCCUCUGUGGCAACAUUGCCCUCGAGAACUCAAACUUCAAGACCCUUGGUUUCGCCGGUGGUCGUCCUGACACCUGGCAAGCCGAUGAGUCUAUCUACUGGGGUGCCGAGACUACAUUCGUCCCCAAGGGCAACGAUGUUCGCUACAACGGUAGCACUGACAUUUACGAGCGCGCCAACAAGCUCGAGAAGCCUCUUGGUGCUACUCACUUAGGUUUGAUCUACGUCAACCCCGAGGGCCCUAACGGUACUCCCGACCCCAAGGCUUCGGCCCUUGAUAUCCGUGAGGCUUUCGGCCGUAUGGGUAUGGAUGAUGAGGAGACUGCUGCUCUUAUCAUCGGUGGACACACCCUUGGAAAGACUCACGGUGCUGUUCCUGGAAAGAACAUUGGCCCUGAGCCUGCGGCUGCUGACCUUGGAGAGAUGGGUCUCGGAUGGCACAACCGUGUUGGUGAAGGCAACGGCCCCAACCAGCAGACCAGUGGUCUCGAAGUCAUCUGGUCCAAGACCCCUACCAAGUGGAGCAACCACUUCCUCGAGAGUCUUCUCGGCAACCAAUGGACCCUCGUCAAGUCUCCCGCUGGCGCCCAUCAGUGGGAGGCUGUUAACGGCACAGUUGACUACCCUGAUCCUUUCGUCAAGGGCAAGUUCCGCCGCGCCACCAUGCUCACCUCUGAUCUCGCCCUCAUCAACGACGACUCCUACCACAAGAUUUGCAAGCGCUGGCUCAAGAACCCCGAGGAGAUGAACGAGGCCUUCGCCAAGGCUUGGUACAAGCUUCUCCACCGUGAUCUCGGACCCGCUUCUCGAUACCUCGGACCCGAUGUUCCUAAGGAGAAGUUCAUCUGGCAAGAUCCCCUCCCUGAGCGAAAGGGAGAUGUUAUCACCGACGAGGAUGUUUCUAGCCUCAAGACUGCCAUCCUCGGAGCCGACGGUCUCGAUGUUUCCAAGUUGGUUUCUACUGCCUGGCAAUCCGCUUCUACCUUCCGUGGAACCGACAAGCGUGGUGGUGCCAACGGUGGCCGCAUUGCUCUUGAGCCUCAAGUCAACUGGGCCAGCAACAACCCCAAGCAGCUCAAGCAGGUUCUCUCUGCUCUCAAGAGUGUCCAGAAGGAGUUCAACGCCAAGUCCGGCUCCAAGCAGGUUUCCCUUGCCGAUCUGAUUGUUCUCGGUGGUGUUGCCGCUGUUGAGAAGGCUGCCAAGGAUGCCGGUCUCAAGGACGUUGUCGUUCCCUUCACCCCUGGCCGUGUCGAUGCUACUCAGGAGAUGACCGACAUCGCUCAGUUCAACUACCUCGAGCCCCUUGCCGAUGGCUUCACCAACUACGGACACGGAACUGCUCGUGCUCGCACCGAGGAGAUUCUUGUCGACCGUGCUGGCCUCCUCACCCUUACCCCACCUGAGAUGACCGUCCUCGUCGGAGGUCUCCGUGCUCUCAACGCCAACUUUGACGGCUCAUCCAACGGUAUCCUGACUGAGAAGAAGGGCCAAUUGACCAACGACUUCUUCGUCAACCUUUUGUCUCCUGCCUACAAGUGGUCCAAGAAGGACGAGCGCGGCGAGCUCUGGACUGCCACCGACCUUUCUACCAAGUCCACCAAGUGGACUGCCACACGCGCUGAUCUUGUCUUCGGAUCUCACGCCGAGCUCCGUGCCAUUUCUGAAGUUUACGGUAGCGCUGAUGCCAAGGAGAAGUUCGCCAAGGACUUCAUUGCUGCUUGGACCAAGGUCAUGAACCUUGAUCGCUUCGACGUCAAGGAGAGCAAGUAG